This is a messenger RNA of Colletotrichum lupini, 945 nucleotides long. RefSeq lists its product as uncharacterized. The record is from RefSeq and is a predicted model, not a curated record. The transcript has 5 exons. Bases 1 to 945 code for a protein of 314 amino acids. NCBI's taxonomy places the organism in Eukaryota, Fungi, Ascomycota, Sordariomycetes, Glomerellales, Glomerellaceae.
AUGAUGCAGCCAACAGCCGCCGGGCUGCUCGGGUCGAAUCCCGGCGAUGGGAAUCAAGAGGAUGAUGUGGGAGGUUCUGACUCCUCGACCGAAUGCUUGAGCUUCUUCCAUUCCGUCCAAGCUCGAGCUCCAAAGAUGAACAAAAAUCUCGUUGAUCUUGGUAUGCCAACGAGGAUGAUCAUCUCUUGCCCAACCGCCUUCCCGCCCCUUGAGGGCCUUGACGUGAGAUCUGUCGAAGCGAAACGGUCAGACUUGACGCUUAGGGGAAGGGGGUCAAAGUGGAAAACCUGGGGCAAGAAUGGCAGCCUCUGGGAGGCCAAGCAGUCGCAUCACUUCCCGCGCCACCGAACCACGGACGGCAAGAAGCGGGCGCUGAGUUUUGGCGAAGGUUCCAACAAGCAAACGCCACACUGCAUGACACGGGAAAAGGGGGCUGCUUUCAACAUGAAUAUGACCAAAUAUAAGGACAAAGAGAAUGGGUCUUUUCAAUGCGGCCUGCGUCGGCUCACACCGAAAAGAAACCGUGGAGAUGAAUCGAAUGGCAGACAGCCCACGACUCAAGCUCGACAAAACGCUGGUCAGGAGCCCAUCCGGCGAUGUCCGUCAUACGGGGCCUUUUCUCAGAUCUGCUCCUCCGUUGUCAAACGUCCUAAACCCCGUUCAAGCAUGAAAAUGAGGCAUUCUCGCGGUGCUCGAGACCCAAUCCCCUCCAAAAACUGGCGGGUGCCAAGCGAAUCAAAGACACUCGGUCGUCAUUGCGUUGUAUUGCGCCGAUAUUUUCCUUCUUUCAACGGCGGUCUGUUUUCGUGCUUCACUUCCUCCCCGCUAUCGGAUGAGUUGAAUGUCCUGCACGCAUGCCCAAGUUGGAUAUUCUUUUCAUUUUCUCUCGUGUGUUUGAGUUCGUUCUGGGUCAAGGGACUUCUUGGCGCCAGGCGUGUGUCCUAG